AAUUCCAAGAGAUCAAUAAAUUCACAUUACAUUUCACUUGGAUAGAUCACCGUCUCUGUUUGAACUUGAAGGUAACUCAUAAGAUUGAUCAAAAAGCAACAAGAAGAUGGCUCAAAAGGUGGAAGCACAAGGAGGGAAAGGAGGAAAACAAUGGGACGAUGGAUCAGAACACGACGCAGUGACCAAGAUUCAGGUUGCAGCAGGAGGGAGCGGCAUCCAGUACGUUCAGUUCGAUUAUGUCAAGAACGGUCAAACCGUAGAAGCCCCUCUUCGUGGUGUCAAGGGCCGUAGUAUCGCAGCUGAUCCGUUUGUGAUUAGCCAUCCGGAGGAGCAUCUAGUUUCUGUAGAAGGUUGGUAUAACCCUGAAGGUCUCAUUCAAGGUCUCAAGUUCAAAUCAAACAAGAAGACUUCUGAACUCAUUGGAUACGAUGAUGGUACUCCAUUUACACUCCAAGUUCAAGACAAGAAGAUCAUUGGCUUUCAUGGGUUUGCCGGAGACUAUGUCCAUUCUCUUGGAGCUUACUUUGCUCCGUUGACUAGUUCAACUCCGUUGACUCUUGCCAAGAAGAUACCAGCACUUGGCAGCGAUGAAGGAACUGCAUGGGACGAUGGUGCUCACCAAGGUGUUAAAAAGGUGUAUGUCGGUCAAGGCCAGGAUGGUGUAUCAGCGGUUAAGUUUGAGUAUGUCAAUGGCUCUCAAGUGGUUGUUGGAGAUGAACGUGGAAAGACGACUCUACUCGGAUUCGAAGAGUUCGAACUAGACUAUCCAAGUGAAUACAUCACGGCUGUUGAUGGCACAUUCGAUAAAAUCUUUGGAAGUGACUCUGCGGUCAUCACCAUGCUUAGGUUCAAGACUAAUAAACGAACAUCUAAUCCCUUUGGGAUGGAAGCUGGCAUACCCUUCGAACUCAAAGAGGAAGGCCACAAGAUGGUUGGGUUUUAUGGGAAAGCCAAUGAGGUGCUUCAUCAAGUUGGAGCUCAUGUCCUACCCGUCACCAACUGACCAUGUCAUCUUGUCUUUGAAUCCAUCUAAUAAGUUAUCUGUCUUAUGUGUCUUCUAAAGUUGUCAUCUGAAGUUUUUUUUUUUAUAUAUAUAUGUUUAUGUCUCUAGUGUCCUUUGAAUAAGUUGUUUUGGUUUUCAUGUUUCUGUUUGAAACUAGUUGAGUUUGUUUGUAAUCCUAUGAAUGUGAUCUUGUUUUGUUU
Molecule: messenger RNA, 1203 nt
Organism: Eutrema salsugineum
Lineage: Eukaryota; Viridiplantae; Streptophyta; Magnoliopsida; Brassicales; Brassicaceae
Product: PYK10-binding protein 1
Exons: 4
Coding region: 107-1003 (298 amino acids)
Molecular function (GO): carbohydrate binding
Source: RefSeq, a predicted model, not a curated record